This is a messenger RNA of Annulohypoxylon maeteangense, 3090 nucleotides long. RefSeq lists its product as uncharacterized. Bases 386 to 2527 code for a protein of 713 amino acids. The transcript is spliced from 10 exons. The record is from RefSeq and is a predicted model, not a curated record. Lineage: Eukaryota; Fungi; Ascomycota; Sordariomycetes; Xylariales; Hypoxylaceae.
AUAGGCUCAUCGACGCAGGCGGCUCGUCCCAGUAUAGCUAUUGUACCUCACAGCACAGCAUAAAAUAACAUAAUACAACGCGACACCAAGACAUAGUCGCAUUAGCUCUCUGAUGAUCCUGGUAGUCUUAUUAGCGGCAAUGACGCCCGUGAGACAUUGACGUACGCCGCCUUUUACACACCCUUAUCCCUCAGACGCUCGGUGAGGCGUAAGGAAGAGGAGAAGAAAAAAAAGACGCCCGCAGCUCUUUGAUUACCGCAGCUGUUACUACUGCUGGCUCUCGUUCUGUUGUACACAUAGAGGCGUCUGGACCUCGUACACACACCGGUGACAAGAUUUCGUUUAACACACCUCCGUCUUCAUACGCUCCCUUACGGAACGUACAAUGAAUAAUCAUAAUAUCAGAAAGCGCCGGCCCUAUGGCCACGGGGAUCCCCCGGCAGUGCCCGUGCCCUUGGAUCCCUCGUACUCACCCUCUACUUCUAUUCCUUCAUCUCAUUCGGAGGGCUUCUCCGUCCAGGAUCUACAUAUACUCCAGCAAGCAGCAUCCAUAUUAAAUUGCCAUGUUUCCCAGUUGCUAGGACUUAAUAGAAGCUCUCAUCCGCAGCAAUACCCACCCUCUUCUAUCUCAUCUAUACCAUAUCCAAUUUCAUCGAAAAGACAACGUCUUAGUGCAGACAUGACACCGGCAUCCCCUCAGGAGAAGUCCUCGCCACCUACGCCCCCCGUCCAAGAUGGCUCUGACCGACCCCGUGCCCCCGAGGUACCAAAUAAUGGUUUCUCUAUGGGCAUAGAUCGCUCCCGUCUGGCGCAGUACUUUUCAACCUUCUCUGUCUGCUCGCCCUGCACAACCUGCGAACCCCAAGUCUACGGCCAAAUCCCGGCCACCUCGCCUUAUUCUUAUGCCCCAGCACGGCAAUAUUUCGAUGACACCCCAUCGAUGAUGUCCAAUUAUCCUAUUCUGCAGCCGAACCGACCUAUGACAAUCCAGCCUUCUACUAGCGGCGAAGGUAUGGUAUAUCCAGAGUCCGUGUCCGGCCAGCAGUAUUUUACUCAGCCAGACUUUCGCCCGGAUUUACCUAGUCCUAUGACGAAUGACAUGAUGGGAGCUCAGCACCAUUACACCCCGUCGUCUUUAAGACAGAACAGCACAGCCGAGGAUGUCCUACCUCAAGAAGUAGAUAGAACUCGGACUGCCAGUAAGACUCGUGAGUUGGACAUCUUGCAUCCAAAUCAACGCCCCCCGGCUGCGAGAAGAGGCCCGUUUAGAUCAAAUGAAAUACGGCAGGAAACUGCCGAAACGAGACGAAUAGGUUCUUGUAUUAGGUGCCGUAUGCAGAGGAUCCGCUGUGAAAUCAAUCCUGAUGACAAGCUUGGCACGUGUAAAACGUGCUUGAAGGUAGCUAACAUGAAGGUGUGGCGAAUGCCUUGCCUUCGUUACAAGAUCACCGACGUGAAGUUGUUCAAGCCGGGGAACGUAAAGGGGUACGAAUGGACACGAAGGUGGAUUGAGGGUAUCCCAGACGACAUAUCGCAAUGGGAAUCAAUGGAUAUAAAAAGAGUCAAGGUCACUGAAGGCUACACUAACCAACCUAUAGAGCUCCGAGUCCGUCGAUUCAUCCCCCAAGAAGGUGACAAGCUUGAGCGAAGUUGGGUUCACGACGGUAAUAGGAAAAAUGUCAACAUACCUCCUUAUGCUAUCGUGAAUCUUGAAGAAGCGAAAAGCAUCUAUAUCGAAUACAUCAGACAGGGAUUGCCUGAAUGCUGCAAGAAGGUACUCUUAGGCAAGGAUAGGCUAUUAAUUGCAACGUACGGUGCCGCAAUCAAGGCCUCAAGAGAUCAGGCGAUCGAUCCCAAGGAAAGUGCACUUCUCAAGAAAGCACUCCAGUUGUGGAUGGCUAUUCGAUUGACAACAAAAUCGACCAUUAUUGUUGGGGAUGAAACGUUGGGGAUGCCUCUCGAUAUCAUGGAUGAUACAAGCCCACUUCGAGGAUGUAUCCCGUUGCCGCCGGUAAUGGGUGCGCAAAUCGAGUUGGUCCUCAUUCACCAAAUCCAAUCUAGCCUUCGUCGGGAGAUGUUAGAAAACUUACAGACGAUGACGCAAGCAAACAAACACCAAACAUGGUUCACGACAUACCUUAUUACCUUCAUCUUGCUCCACAACGUAGCCCUUCUCUGCCAGCACGACGCCGGAUAUGCUCGUAAGCACGGCAUCAAGUUGCAGAGUCGAUUCGCGAGAGAAGAGAUGGUGAGGGAGUACCAGAUGGGUGCGAAUAUCCUGCUGGCGUAUUUUCAUUACUGUAAUAAAAACAUAUACCCAUUCUCCACGAAAUGCAAGGAGCAAGAUCUGUCAACGAUAGCCGAGCUAGAUGAGACCCAGAUUAAGCUCAUUCAGUUCACAAGGUCAAACAUUGAAAAAUAUAAGAGGCACUGGGCGAAAAUACGUCAAACAGAGGAUUAUGAAAACGAUUUCUAUUACAUCAGCCAGAUGUAUGAGGAGAACUGGACACCGCAAUCGACGAUCUGAAUCCAUUACCUAGUAGUAUGGCGGAAACUCUAAAAGGUGUAUAGGCGAAACCUCAAGUUGAGACUAAUGAAAAAGCAUAUACGAAGAAACUUGGAAACUCAAACAUUACCUAAGUUGAACUUGCAUUGCGUUUACGGAACUUCGACUGUAUGCUGGUGCAGCAGUAUGCAUCAGGGACGGAAGCUGCACGCACUCCUAUUCGCUGGAAUUCGCUAGGUACUGCUCCAGGCCGUCUAGGUUGGUCAGUGACGAUGAUCUAUAAUCUACUAGGUACCUACCCACCUACCUAGUAACCAAUGCAGCUUCCCCUGGAAUAAAAACAAGAAAAGAAAGAAAGAACAUUGAAAUGAAGGAAGGAAGAACUGCAAGCAUGGACGAGACAUACGCACUGAUAAAUAGCUAUAAAGUUUGAGCUCGAUCGAUGUUGCCGUUAUAUCAAAGGCUGGAAGCAGCUCUGCAACGGUCCGGUCCUCCCGCAUGAAAAAUACGAGCCGUCCUACCUAGGUACCUAGUAGGUAUGCACCAAGGAUGCAAUAUUCCUCUGGUUGAAGCGAUAUCGAAGA